Molecule: messenger RNA, 1267 nt
Organism: Cataglyphis hispanica
Lineage: Eukaryota; Metazoa; Arthropoda; Insecta; Hymenoptera; Formicidae
Product: odorant receptor 13a-like
Exons: 9
Coding region: 1-1188 (395 amino acids)
Biological process (GO): detection of chemical stimulus involved in sensory perception of smell; sensory perception of smell
Cellular component (GO): plasma membrane
Molecular function (GO): odorant binding; olfactory receptor activity
Source: RefSeq, a predicted model, not a curated record
AUGGAUUUCCUUGGGUAUCGAUAUUAUAAAUUGUAUCGAUUUUCCUUAUUAUCACUUAGUUUGUGGCCAUAUAGCAAAUCAUUCCUUAAACAAAUCCAUGCGUUUUUCUGUAUCUUUCUGCUUAUAUCUUCAACAGUCACUCAGUUGCUGAAACUAUUUACAAUGGAAUAUAAUCUUGAACUUGUAUUAACUAAUCUAUCAUUUGCUAUUCCUUCCAUGAUUUAUAUUGUGAAAUAUUUUGCUUUUUACAUACAAUCUCAAAAGAUUAGGGAAUUAAUAGAACAAAUCCGAAAUGAUUGGAAUGCACUAAAAGAUGAGCAGGAAGUCGAGAUAAUAAAAAGAUACGCCAAGCAUGGAAGAAGACAUUUAUACGUAUUCGCGGGCUUAGCUUAUCCCGGAACUAUUGUUUUCAUUCUACUGCCGCUUUUGCCGGACAUUCUCGAUGUCGUAGCACCGCUAAACGAAUCCCGUACACGGAGUCUUCCGUAUUUAGCGGAAUACUUUCUUGAUCAACAAAAAUAUUUUUAUCCGUUAUUAUUGCAUAUAAACUUAACGAUUAUCGUAGGAGUUAUCACUGUUAUAAGCACGGAAACUUUGUUCUUUGCAUAUGUUUAUCAUAUUUGCGGCAUGUUCGAAAUAACUGGUUAUCGAAUAAAGCAUGCCUUGGAUGAAAGUAUAUCACUAUUGUCUACAUUGAAUAGGGAAAACGCAAUUCGUACAAAAAUAAUUCAUGCUAUAGAAAGUCACCAAAGAGCCAUCGAGUUUUUUGAAUACGUGUCGUCUACAUUUGCAUUAUCCUAUUUUAUUCUAAUUAUUCUGGGAGUAGCUUCCUUGAGUAUCAACUUAUUCCGCCUUUUUCAAAUUGCCGUUAUUAUAUCAGAUGAAAAGGAAAGCUUAGUAUCAUUCGUAAUAUUUGUAGUCGGUCACUUUUACUAUAUGUUUGUAUGUAAUUACAUGGGACAGAAAAUCAUAGACAACAGUUCAGGAAUUUCUACAAAAACAUAUGAUACGCAGUGGUAUACGACGCCUGUGCAAAUACAAAAACUACUAUUAUUCAUGAUGCAAAAAAGUAUGAAUUCUUGUAAAUUCGUCAUGGGCGGCAUUUACUCAGUGUCAUUGGAAAAUUUUACUACGCUUGCAAGCAUGUCACUAUCUUACUUCACGGUAAUUUAUUCCGUGCACCAAUGAAACCUGUAAAAGGAACACAGAAACUGUAGUAUCCGAUAGUGUUUUUGAGAGAUGAUAAUUAUCUCAAAACUGAAUCGAA